CUCAAAAAUAAGAUCGUUUUACGUCCUCCAUAACUUUCCAUUAGUGGUAAUCUCACAGCAGUCCCGGCAAUGGAGAGUACCCGCUCACUGCAGUCACCUGCUGUAACGACGGUAUCAUCCUCUUUAUCCAGACCUGAAUGCAACGUAAAACCUCAUGGCUUUGUUCAGUUCCUCAAAUUUUCCAGUUCCAAGAGACACCCACACGGCAGGAAGCUCAAAUUCGUUGAUUACAGGGCUCAAUCUUCAGGUGCAUUGAAGGUUAGCUCAAAGGCAGUCGAGGCAAUCCCCAAGAAAGAAGAAUCUAAAGAUGAUGAUCUUGCCUUUGUUGCCGGGGCUACUGGUAGAGUUGGCUCGAGAACAGUAAGGGAGCUUCUGAAACUUGGUUUUCGAGUCAGAGCUGGAGUGAGGAGUGCUCAGAGAGCUGAAAGUCUUGUACAAAGUGUCAAGCAAAUGAAGCUCGAUGAUGCAGGUGAAGGAGCUCCACCUGUAGAAAAGCUUGAAAUUGUAGAAUGUGACUUGGAGAGACCAAAUCAGAUUGGACCAGCGUUAGGGAAAGCAUCAGUUGUUAUAUGUUGCAUCGGUGCUAGUGAGAAGGAGGUUUUUGACAUUACAGGACCUUACAGGAUCGAUUAUCUUGCUACCAAGAACCUUAUUGAUGCAGCUACUGCUGCAAAAGCGAACCACUAUAUUUUGGUUACAUCUUUGGGAACAAACAAAGUUGGAUUUCCUGCAGCUAUUCUCAACUUAUUUUGGGGUGUCCUGAUAUGGAAGAGGAAAGCAGAAGAAGCUCUCAUAGCUAGUGGUCUUCCAUAUACUAUAGUAAGACCUGGAGGAAUGGAGCGGCCUACUGAUGCAUUCAAGGAAACACAUAAUAUUACCCUCUCGGAGGAAGAUACUUUAUUUGGUGGUCUGGUGUCUAAUCUUCAGAUAGCCGAACUCAUUGCAUGUAUGGCCAAAAACCCAGGCCUUUCGUACUGCAAGGUGGUGGAAGCCAUUGCAGAGACAACUGCACCAUUGACUCCUAUGGAGGAACUCCUUGCAAAGAUUCCAUCUCAACGUCCUAACAUCUACCCAGGAAAGGAAUCAGUUGAUGCUGUUAAACCUGAUCCAGCACCACCUAAGAGCAUCACUGCUGAGGAACCAAGUUCUGUCGUUGAUAAGCAACCUGCACAACCAGAAGUAAUGGCAGCAAAGCCACUCUCUCCUUACGUUGCCUAUGAGGAUCUGAAACCACCUACAUCUCCAACUCCAACUCCCAGCACUGAAGCUGAUGGCUCCAAGACUCCGUUGACCCCAGACGAACCCAAAAAAGUGAUGCCUCUUUCCCCCUAUACAGCUUAUGAGGAUUUGAAACCACCUAGCUCUCCAAGCCCAACAGCAAGUGGUCCUAAGGAAACACUUACCAGCACUGCAGCAGCAGGAGAGGAAGCAUCAUCACUGACUGGAGGCAAUGAUGUUGCAACAACUUUGGCUGUUAGUGUUGUUGAAGAAGAGACUUCUCAGAAUUCAACCUGGUAUCAUUCACCGUACCACGUUUAUGAGGAUUUGAAACCACCUAGCUCCCCGAGCCCGACGCCAAGUGGUCCCAAAACACUAUCCAGUGCUUCAAUACCAGGAGAAGAUAAAUCUCCACUGACUGGAGGCAAUGAUGCAGCAAAAACUAUUGCCAGUGAUGUUGCUGGCAAAGAGACUUCACAAAAGCCAACCUUCUAUCAUUCACCAUACUAUAUGUACGAAGAUUUUAAGCCUCCAACAUCCCCAAUUCCAUUGCCAAAGAAAUUUUAAGAGGACAACUCGUUACAAAAAAUGCCAAGUUUGAAACACAUGGUUGUUGCAGAACCUACGAAGUAAUGAUACGGCAGGAAUUGUCCGCAAGUUCGGUUGUUCUCUCACCAAUGAGAGACAAGCUAUUCAGAUCAUGGGAGUUUUAUGAUACGAGAAAAUAUUAAUAUUAACUUAUAUGCAUUUGUUUCAUUUCUGGGAUUUACCAGUUUCAUGUAUGUCUGCAGUUUCUAAGCAUUGUUUGGAUGAGCUACAUAAAAUUUAAAUUUUUUUUGUA
Molecule: messenger RNA, 2059 nt
Organism: Carica papaya (papaya)
Lineage: Eukaryota; Viridiplantae; Streptophyta; Magnoliopsida; Brassicales; Caricaceae
Source: RefSeq, a predicted model, not a curated record